Molecule: messenger RNA, 1956 nt
Organism: Sporisorium graminicola
Lineage: Eukaryota; Fungi; Basidiomycota; Ustilaginomycetes; Ustilaginales; Ustilaginaceae
Exons: 1
Coding region: 1-1956 (651 amino acids)
Biological process (GO): SCF-dependent proteasomal ubiquitin-dependent protein catabolic process
Cellular component (GO): SCF ubiquitin ligase complex
Molecular function (GO): protein binding
Source: RefSeq, a predicted model, not a curated record
AUGUAUGCUGGCAAUCUAGGCUUGCUCGGCGCCUUGCCGUUGGACCUGCUUGCGCCCAUCCUCUUGCAUCUGCGUCACCGAGUCCGUGACCUGGCAGCAUGUGUGCUGGUUUGUCGGCUCUUUCAUCAGAUCGCCACACCUUUGCUGUACGAACGUCUCUUCCUCCGCGACCAGACGCGCCUUAAGCUCGUGUUUGCAUGUCUCGGAAGCAACAAGGAACUGUGCCGCCUGGUCAAGAUGGUGGAGCUGCGCGUAUUUCCCUUCGGCCUCGACGCCGAACGUUUGGAGCAACUCGAGAUCGAUAUCGAAACUGCCUUCAAGCAUGCAAUCAACCUGGAAGAGCUCGUCUGGACGCGAGCAGGAAGUCUCAACGAUCGACUGCUGCCGACUCUUCUCAGCUCGUCGCCCAAAUUGCGCAGACUGGAGCUGGCGGGCGAUGCGAGACUGUGGACCAUGUCGACGCUGCUUCGCUACAUCCCUUCGAGUGUGCAAGGUCUCAGCCUGAUCUUACCGGAAAAGGCAACCUUGCGUGGCUUGGUCGAUGUCGCCGAAAAGCUGCUCAACAGCGCCGGAAGGGAUCGGAAAACGAAGCCUUCGUUGACAUCGCAUCUGAAUGCGAUUGAGACUGAAGAUCAAAGCUCCCCGAGAGAAGCAACAGGGCUACAAAGCCUCAGCAUCCUCUGCCAGCACUCACCGCACCUGACCGAUGCAAUACUGAUGGCACUGGCGCCGCAGCUCAGACAUUUACGACGUCUGUCGCUAGCAGGUUGUCGAGCGGUGACAGGACGAGGCAUCGAGGCGAUCCUUCGCUGCGCAUCCAAGGGUGGGCACGGCGUCAGUGACCUCGCAAUGGAAGGUCUCAACAUUCAAGCAGCGGAUGUUGGCCUGCUGCUUCCGUAUGCAACAUCGUUGCGACUGCUCUCAUUGACAUAUCCAAGAUCGGCGUCUUCCUCUGGAUCUCGGUCGCUGCCUGCAUCCUCGCUCAACGAGUUUUACGGAUACUUUGCGCAACUGGUUGAAGGAGCCGCGAACUUGGAGGAGCUCACACAUUAUGCAGGAUCAGGGUCUCGACCCGCGAUGGAUGGUGGUCACGUGGCCGACGAUGAUGGAUUGGUCGAAUUGGACGAGCUAGACGACGACGAAUCGGACUACGAUGACCAAGGGGAAUAUGUGCAGUCAUCGCGGCAUCAUGGCAAUACCAGCGCCAAUGCGGCCUGGACCUCGAGUGACUGGAUCCGCCGCUUCUCUGGCCCGCCACCGCAAGGCAGUGUCCGAUAUGGACAACCGCGAACAACGAUUCCCCCGAGCAAUCUGCCGCUGUUGCCAUCAUGGUUCCUAUCACGGCUUGUGAUGAGUAGAGGCAGCCAGCUGAAAAAGCUGCGAUUGCACGGGAUUGGUCUGUCGCUGGAUCAGCUCGGCAUGAUCACACAGCACUGCCACAGGGUGCAAGAUCUGGUGAUUCAGAUCUGGGAGGAUGAUUUGCCACGGCUCGCAGCGCUGCUGUGUCAACUGCCACAGUUGGAGACGCUGCACAUCUUGGCAUCGGCAUCCUCCGAAACCAGCCUGGGCGAAAGGGAGAUCCAGUGGAUCGCGCAGGUGUGCACGGAUGCCAAUCGGGAGCGCCGAGCGCAACGUCGAGGCCGACAUCUGCAACGUGUGUCUAGCGAUGGCAUGCCAGCAGAGGGCAGUGGGCUACAUCAAAUCGGGUUCCGAAAUCGUGUCUGGCUCGUCGAACGUGAAUUCGGCGCGACCAAGGAGCCCAUACACAACGCAAGUGCACACCAAACACAAGCAGAUCAGCAGGGGUCUAGCUCGUUUCUCGCCAAUGUGAGUCGCACCGACGCGGGCAACGUAACAGCAUCACUCGACGACGAGGAGCCGAUUCACGUGACGUUGAAGCGGUGGGAUCCUGCUGCUGGCACGUUCCCCGAGGUCCUGCUCGUCGUCAGGUCGUAA